UGCCCCGCGGUUCGGUCCCGGGGCUGCAGGGCUGAGGAGCCCGGGCGGCGGCCGCUCCCUGUCAUGCCUCCCCUGGGCUCCCGACGGAAGGCGGGGAGUUGCAGCUGCGUGGCGCACUGCCGCUCGUGAGCCGGGAAUCGCGGAAGCAGAACGGGAGGCAGGAAAUCUCGGCUCGGACUGACUUUCACUAAAUGUAAACUCUUGUGGGAAGCCCGGAGGCUGGCACGAGGAGUGGGGAAGCGGCGGAGUGCGAGGUGGGCUCCCAUUUUGAUGCCAGGCCGGUCCCUUGGCUUGUCAGGGAUCCAGCUUUCCCACUGUUUGCUCCGUGCCCUUUUCUGAUGUCGGAGAGGGUAUGAAAAUAGAGCAGCGAAGAUCUGUGUGACAAGAGCCAUUCCCUCCUCGGCGGGAUGCCCUUCUGUCAAAAUGACCACCUUCCUUCUGUACCCCCGUGCAAACUUCUAAGGAAAGAGCUGCAUAGUCCAAAUGCUGUGCCAUCUGUGCUGCUGCUGUAAAGCCUUUGGGAGCAGGCACACAGUGUUAAAGUUUGUUGUUUGGGUGUCCCCUGCGACCCUUCCGACGUAGGUUGGGAUGGAAGGCCUGCUGGAGAGAAUGUCCUGUGUGUACAGUGAUGCUCAGUCCCACACAAGACUCUGCAUCUUUUUGAAGGAGUUGAGGGUUUCUGGAAGACCAGAAGCAACUCAAAUAUGUGAACUGUCUGAGGAUUCUGAUAAAUCAAGUGCAGAAAGUGAUUCAGAAACUGAAGUGGAACAGGUCUCUGGAUAUCAUAAGCUCCUGGCUACCCUGAAGACCUCCCCUGAGUCUGAAAGCGAGGAAGAGGAUGAUGAAAGUGAAUCAGAAGAACCUGAGGAAAGUGAGGCAGAAAUGGACAGCGAAGGGUCCCAGGAGACUGGAGAAGCAGAGGGAGGUGAAGAAGAUAAGGAUGAUGUUCCAGAGGAGGAAGAAGUCACAGACACAGCAGAGCAGGUACUCAGCCAGGAGCAGGCUGAUGGCACAGAUACCUCUUGUGACCCACAUCAUGGAGUAAUUGAGGAGUUUACUGAUGUGAAACAUGAAUCUGAAUUUAGCUUGGAAACCAAUUUCAUGGAAGAGGAGAGUGGAGAUUGCAAUGCAGAUAAGAGAGACAGCAGUUCUUCACAAGCUCUUCCAGAAGAUCCAUUUAAACAGCACACGGACAAAGAACUUGAAGAUAAAGAAAUAGAGAAGAUGUCUUCGCUUCCUAAAACUUCAAGUCAAAGCCAGUGGCCAAGGGUGGGUCAACUAAUCUUUUCUUCCACUUUGGAGAAACAUAAAACUUUGAAAGCAGACAAAGAAGUUGAUGUGAAACAGCUUCAUCUCCACAAGCCUUUGGAAUCGACUUGGCCAAAAGUGAAUAAACAAUUUCUGUCCUCAGUGGACAAACCAAGCGAUUCCCCUUUUACCUCGUUACAAAGAGAGCUCUUCUGUAUCAUGAAUUCGUACCGGGACUUGCUCUAUCCAGAAAGAAAUGCUUUAACAAACGGAGAAGAAAUCCGGCAUGCUUACUGCCUGCAUGCCCUGAACCAUGUCCUCAAGGCCAAUGCCCAGGUGCUCAGCAACAACACCAAACGGAGGGACCGAAAGCCAGGGACUGACACCGAUGACUACAGGGAUCAGGGGCUCACUAGGCCUAAGGUACUGAUGAUAGUGCCCUUCAGGGAAUGUGCUCUGCGGAUUGUGCAUGCUUUCAUCAGUCUUCUCGAAGUGAAUGACAAGAAAAAAAUAGAUGUAAGCAAUAAAAAGCGCUUCAAAGGGGAGUUUGGCUCUGACCCAGAAGAGAAGCCCCCCAACCUGAAAAGACCUGAAGAUUAUGAAGCCAUCUUUUCUGGCAACAUUGAUGACCACUUCAGAAUUGGGGUUGCGAUUCUGCAGAAGAGCAUGAGGCUCUAUGCACCCUUCUACUCCUCAGACAUUAUCAUUGCCUCUCCCCUGGGCAUCAGGACUGUCAUUGGCGCUGAGGGGGAGAAGAAGAGAGACUUCGAUUUUCUGUCAUCAAUAGAAAUCCUCAUAAUUGAUCAAGCAGACAUUUACCUGAUGCAGAACUGGGAGCACGUUCUGCACCUGAUGAAGCACAUUAACCUGCUGCCUCUGGAUUCCCAUGGGGUGGACUUCUCCCGGGUGCGGAUGCUGAAUCUCAACAACUGGUCCAAGUACUACCGGCAGACGCUGCUGUUCAGCGCUCUCCAGGACCCCCAGAUUAACUCUGUCUUCAACAAACACUGCUUCAAUUACGCUGGGCAGGUUGCUGUCCGCAACAUGCCACUCACUGGCUCCAUCAGCCACGUUGUGGUCCAGCUUCCUCAUGUUUUUCGGAGAUUAGAAGCUGAAAGUGUAACUUCUGUGAUAGACUCAAGGUUUCAGUUUUUCAUUGACAAAGUUCUGCCCGAGUACCGCGAUGCCAUCAUGUCCCACACGCUCAUUUACGUCCCGUCGUACUUCGACUACGUGCGCCUUCGAAACUACUUCAAGAAAGAGGACCUGAAUUUCACUCACAUCUGUGAAUACACUAAAAAGGCUGCUGUCUGCAGAGCAAGGCGCUUCUUUCUCAAGGGAGAGAAGCAGUUUUUAUUGUUCACCGAGCGUUUCCACUUCUACAAAAGGUAUACAAUAAAAGGCAUUAGGAACCUAAUUUUCUAUGAGUUACCAACAUACUCCCACUUCUACAGUGAGAUUUGUAACAUGCUGAAGGCCACAGACAGUGGGGUGGAUGCUACCUGGACUUGCACUGUGCUCUACUCCAAGUACGAUGCUCAGAAAUUGGCUGCAGUGGUUGGCAUAGACCGCACAGCUCAAAUGCUACAGUCCAAGAAGAACGUGCACCUCUUUGUUACAGGAGAAAAUGAUUAAGUGAUCCUACAGACUGGGUGAUUGGAUGGACCUGCAUUUUGCUCCUAAUGCAGAUUUUUAUAUUGCUUUUUAAAAAAGUGUUAAGCUUUUUACUUCCUUUUGUUAAAUAUUCUGUUGAAAUUGUUCAUAUAGUAUUAAAUUUUGUAUUUCAGUACUCUGCCCAACAAGAAAUGAAGAGUGUCAUUCAAAAAAGCAGGGCUUAGGGGGUGUUUUCUGUGUAGAAACAAAAUCAAUCCAGAACUAUUUUUCUUGUAUGUUAAAAAACUCAUGGGUCAGUAAAGAUUCAUGCAGUGAUAAAUA
Messenger RNA from Corvus hawaiiensis (hawaiian crow), 3183 nucleotides. RefSeq names its product UTP25 small subunit processome component (gene UTP25). Gene Ontology annotation, biological process: maturation of SSU-rRNA from tricistronic rRNA transcript (SSU-rRNA, 5.8S rRNA, LSU-rRNA). The coding region runs from base 589 to 2883 and encodes 764 amino acids. The record is from RefSeq and is a predicted model, not a curated record. Gene Ontology annotation, molecular function: U3 snoRNA binding; rRNA binding. NCBI's taxonomy places the organism in Eukaryota, Metazoa, Chordata, Aves, Passeriformes, Corvidae. Gene Ontology annotation, cellular component: nucleolus; small-subunit processome. The transcript has 12 exons.